Molecule: messenger RNA, 897 nt
Organism: Chinchilla lanigera (long-tailed chinchilla)
Lineage: Eukaryota; Metazoa; Chordata; Mammalia; Rodentia; Chinchillidae
Product: taste receptor type 2 member 1-like
Exons: 1
Coding region: 1-897 (298 amino acids)
Biological process (GO): detection of chemical stimulus involved in sensory perception of bitter taste; sensory perception of taste; G protein-coupled receptor signaling pathway
Cellular component (GO): membrane
Molecular function (GO): bitter taste receptor activity; G protein-coupled receptor activity
Source: RefSeq, a predicted model, not a curated record
AUGCUAACGCACCACCUCGUUAUCCAUUUUCUUAUAGCAGUGAUACUAUUUCUUACUGGGGUCUUUGUAAAUGGCUUCAUUGUGGUGGUGAAUGCAGUGGACUUCAUCAAGCAGAGACAAAUGGCUCCAUUGGACUUGCUUGUGUCCUGCCUGGCAACUUCAAGGAUUAGUAGCCAAAUCCUCACCUUCCUUGCAAAUCUGGCUCUUCUCUCCUUCAUGGCACAGUCAGUAAUUUCUAAGCUUAAUAUUUUCUUUAUAUUUUUAACUAUUUGGGGGCUUUGGUUGGCCAAGUGGCUUGGUGUUUUCUACUGUGCCAAGAUCACCACCAUCCCACACCCUCUGUUCUUCUGGAUGAAGAUGAGGAUUUCCAGGUUGGUGCCCUGGUUGAUCCUGGGGUCUACAUUGUAUGCAUCUAUCAGUUCUGGCAUCCACGAAGUAUCUGCACAGACUAUUAUACAAAAACCUUUGCUCAAAUUUUUCUCCAGAAAUGCAACUCAAACAAAAGGAAUAGACAUUGUACCACUUUCUAUUUUGAUUUUUCAUCUUACACUGCCAUUAAUUAUCUUCCUCAUUGCUGCUUUGCUCUUGAUUUUCUCCCUAGUAAGACAUGCCCAGCAGAUCAGAACGACUGCUAUGGGAACCAGAGAUGCCUGCAGGUUUGCCCCAAUUAGGGCAAUGCUGUCCAUCUUGUCCUUCCUAAUCCUCUACUUCUCCCACUACACGAUGGCCAUUUUGUUCUUUUCUCAAAUAUUGCAGUUUGGAAGCUUCCUCUUUGAAUUCUUCACCUUGGUAAGUAGUACCUACCCCCUUAUACACUCUGUCAUCUUAAUUUUAGGAAAUGUUAAACUGAAACAAAAUGCAAAGAAGUUCCUGCUCUGUGGCCUGUGGGGCCAUUGA